Molecule: messenger RNA, 1412 nt
Organism: Penaeus chinensis
Lineage: Eukaryota; Metazoa; Arthropoda; Malacostraca; Decapoda; Penaeidae
Product: apolipoprotein D-like
Exons: 5
Coding region: 318-1268 (316 amino acids)
Source: RefSeq, a predicted model, not a curated record
CUCUCUCCCGCCGUCACUCGCCGGUCGAGGAUCCGCUGAAGGAGACGCUCGUCCUCCAUGCAACUAACCCUUGUUGCAGACCCUGCGUGCAACACCGGAAGCACGCCGCCUUCACUUCCACACGUGCCCGACGGGAGAAUCCUUCUGCGUGAGAGGAUUCGACCUUCUCCCUUUCCUUCCAUAUCUAUUCUACCUGAGAGGAACUUACACCCGGCGCUGGACCAUAAAAAAACGAAGGAGGAGGAUUGACAAAACGAGGGAUAAGGAAGCGCGAGAGGAGACACAGCAACCACAUCCCUUCCCGACAACCAACGGAAAUGAAAUCCCAGGUCUUCGUGGUCGUGCUGGCGGCGAUGGUCGUCUCAAGCUCCGCCCACAGCAUCGGCUUCGGGGCGUGUCCUCGGCUCAAGGGCAUGAAGAACUUCGAGCCAGGCAAGUUCGCAGGUUUCUGGUACGUCAUCGAGAUGUACAGCACGUUCAGCCGCUGCCUGACCCUCGACUUCGCCCGCAUAAGCAAGGACGACUUCAAGGUUACGGAGGGUAAAGAGUACGCCGUCGCCCAGUUCGUCGGAAUCGAACACGUCUUCUCGAACACGGGGAUCUAUGCCUCGAGAGCGCCCAAGGAGCCCGCCAAAUUUGAAGUCAAGUGGUCCAAUAACGUCUUCGGAACAGCUGACGGCACCAUCAUAAACACAGACUACGAGCAGUACGCGGUGGUGUUAGAGUGUCAGCGCGUCUUCUACUUCAUGAAGAGAACGUCAGCCGCGAUUCUCAGUCGGAGUCGGAAGCUGGAUUAUGAAAUUAUCAGGAAACUCAAGCAGGACCUGUGCAAGACCUACAACCUGAACAUCCAGAACUUCGAGGCGGUCAGCCAGGAACGGUGCGCCACCACGCCCCAGGACACCGCCCACCAGAAGAGGAUGAGUCUCAUGGGCGGCAAUGCCAGGGUCUCCGGCAUCGCCCAAUACCCGCCCACGAUCCUCUCCUCCCCCAGAAACACGACGAAGCCACAGCCGACGAAGCCAGUGGUCCAAAAAAGCCUUCAGCCUACCCGACCAUCCGGGACGAAGCCUCAGCCGACACGACCCACCCCAACGAAGAAGCCACCGCCUGGGAAGCCUACUCCCGCGCCGAAGCCUCACGUCCUGAGCAACUCUUCCUCGACGAAGCCCCCAGCCCUUCGGCCAACCCCCGGCAAGAAACCGAGUCCCUCCGGCCGAGGAAUGCCACUUCGUCCAAGCCUCCGACCAAGGGACCUCAGCCGAUGAGGAAGCCGCCGGUUUCGAGAAACUCCGGCACAACGAAGCCUCAGCCACGGAAACCCACUGUUGCGACGCCCUCCAAAGCCACCACGCCGAAGCCAGCGAAGUCUCAGCUUGCUAAGCCAACCCCGGCGAAGCCCUUGGCCAAGA